Molecule: messenger RNA, 1602 nt
Organism: Notodromas monacha
Lineage: Eukaryota; Metazoa; Arthropoda; Ostracoda; Podocopida; Cyprididae
Source: the annotation of a GenBank genome assembly
UUCGUCGUUCUAGGCAAUGAGAUGCUCAUUCCUGGUGAUUUAUUCUGUGCCGCGGAUGUGCUGCUGAGGGACGAAGAAAAUGCUAAACGAGAUUUUAGUUCCAAGCUUCUAUUAGUCCGCGUUUUAGUAUCGAGGUGAAGAAAAAGUAGAGCAGAAUUGCCAGAGCAAUGGGGGACUGGCUGAAGGUUCGACGAGAGCAGUCUCAGAAACGCAAAAGAUUGAUUGCGCGUCAGCUAGGAAUCGGGUCACCUGAUAAUCUAGCCAGGGAGUUGGGUAGGUCGAAAAAUUCAACACGGGACUUGAUGUCGAGGUCUCACGUCAACUUCGGUGCCUCUGAUGUUUAUCAUUGUGUCGUCAGAACUGUCGACGAAGAGCAGUCUCAACCAGCCAAAGAAAUGGUGUACACGGACUCAUCUACAUUUCUAAAGGGAACGCAAUCCGCGAAUCCUCACAACGACUAUUGUCAGCAUUUUUUGGAUACUGGACAAAGACCGCAGAACUUUAUUAGAGACGUGGCCCUGGCCGAACGAUUCGAAGAGUAUCCCAAACUCAAGGAAUUGAUACGACUGAAGGAUGACCUCAUUGCUGAAACGGCCUGUGCUCCGAUGUAUCUCAAAACGGACUUGAUGAAAUUUAAUCUUCGUGAUCUGGGAACUUCCUUUGAUGUUGUUCUGAUUGAGCCUCCGUUGGAGGAAUACCAAAGGAGCCGCGGGGUGUCGAAUAUGAACUUCUGGACCUGGGAUCAGAUCAUGGGAUUGGACAUCGGAAGUGUAACGGAUUUACGGGGCUUCGUAUUUCUUUGGUGUGGGUCGAGCGACGGCCUUGACCAUGGACGUAUGUGUCUUCGACGAUGGGGGUUCCGGAGAUGCGAAGAUAUUUGUUGGAUCAGAACAAAUAUCGGCAACCCAGGGAGUUCAAAAAAUGUAGAACCGAAGGCUGUGUUCCAGCGAACCAAAGAGCAUUGUUUGAUGGGGAUCAAAGGAACUGUGCGACGCUCGACCGACGGGGAUUUCAUCCAUGCGAAUGUCGACAUCGAUCUUAUAAUCACCGAGGAACCCGAAUUCGGAUCCAUUGAGAAGCCUGCCGAGAUUUUUUCCAUUAUCGAGCGCUUUUGCUUGGGUACUCGGAGGCUGCACUUAUUCGGACGUGAUAGUACUAUCAGACCGGGUUGGCUGACUGUUGGACCAGACUUGACAAAUUCAAACUUUAGUAAAGCGACGUAUUCCAGCUACUUCGCUGAUUCGACUACGACUGGAUGCUCGGAUAAAAUUGAGUCUCUACGGCCGAAGUCGCCGCCCCCGAAACCUAAAGGUAUUCGCAGUGGAUCGCGAGGUCGUCCGGGUCGAUCCCGAUGAAUAUUUUUCAGUGCGAUGCUGAUUUAAUUAACUGUGAUCAUGCUAUGCUUUCGUUUCAUAGUUUCGCGUGUAAGAUUUUUUUUAAUUUUUCGAAGGAAGAAUGCUUUGUGUCGGCGUUUAAUGAAAAUUUGACGAAUUUGUUGACCGGAAAAACGAUUUUUUCAAAUAUCCUGUCCAUUUGACUCCAUUUAUGUGUUCUGAGAACAAAGUUUUCUUUUAUUCAAACAUGUCUGGUUGAAUUUCUAUC